Molecule: messenger RNA, 1278 nt
Organism: Fraxinus pennsylvanica
Lineage: Eukaryota; Viridiplantae; Streptophyta; Magnoliopsida; Lamiales; Oleaceae
Source: the annotation of a GenBank genome assembly
AUGGGGAAUUUGUGGUCGACCACCAAAGAACCGCCGCCGCUAAUGGUGCUGGUUCCACCGCUCUUCGAUUUCCCUCCUCUUGCCGCCCGUACCAGGAUGCUGGAAUCUUCUUACGACGUGUUGUUUGGGAAACUGGCUUUGAGAUGCCUUUUCGAGGAUUACUUUGAAGAAGCGAGGCAUUUUAGCACCAGGAUUAUGCUGAAGCCAAUCGAUGAUCCGCAUGUUGAUUUGAUUGCUACUGUUGCUGGUCCACUUGAUCACAAGCCUGAGGAGAAAAUUGUUGGAAAUGCACAGUUUCGCUGGCAAAGAGAUGUUGAUGAUCCUCACACGUUCGUCGACCUUUUUGUAUCCAACACUGAACCGAUUUUACUGAUGAGGUCUUGUGCAUACUACCAGAGAUUUGGUUUUGGUGCAUUUGGCAUACUCCCAGUGCUUUUGAAGCAAAGAGUAUCUUCUGAAGAUUAUGGUGUUAUGGGUUUGAGAUAUGGCUCAUCAAAUCUGUCUGUUGGAGCUACAGUUAUUCCUUUCUUUGUUGGAGAUGAACUUCCAAAAAGUGCGUGGUUGGUAAGCAAGAUGGGACGGCUGACUGCUGGGGUGCAAUAUGAACCAACGUUUGGAAGCAAAGAUGGAGCAAAAUACAAAAACUUGGCAAAUUGGAGCUGUGCUAUUGGUUAUGGAUUAGGGUCAGGCAGUCCAUUGAGCCCAUCCUUCGAUUUUGGACUUGAACUUGCUAAAAAUUCACAGUUCAUUGCUUCUUUCUAUCAACACGUGGUGGUUCAGAGAAGGGUAAAAAAUCCACUUGAAGAAAAUGAAAUAGUUGGAAUCACUAAUUACAUUGACUUCGGCUUUGAGUUACAGACCAGCAUUGACGCUGACAAAUCAUCAAAUAAUAUUCAAGAGUCCACUUUUCAAGUUGCUGCAUCUUGGCAAGCCAAUAAAAACUUCUUACUGAAGGGAAAGGUGGGGCCUUUAAGCUCAUCAAUAGCUUUAGCAUUUAAAUCAUGGUGGAAACCUUCUUUCACUUUCAGCAUGUCAGCUGUUAGAAAUCGGACCAAACAAGAGACAGCAUUUGGAUUUGGCGUUCGUGUGGACAACAUUAGGGAAGCAAGUUAUCAAAGGGCUGACCCGAAUUAUGUAAUGCUGACCCCAAACAAGGAGCAUCUAGCUGAAGGCAUACACUGGAAAAUUGGGAAAAGACCAGUGCUUCAAUCUGAUGUAAAUUCUGGAAAUUUUGAUGACACACCCAAGGAAUUAAGACCCUUGGGCAAAAUUUUGUAA